UCACAGCUGACCGAUAGCCGUGGACUUCUAUAAAAACUGCCCGGCUACCGACGCCGCUUUAUCCACUUCAGACAGUGAAACUUACGUGCCUUGGUUCUCAGUUGAUCAACUGCGUCUGUAAAACAGUCAUCAUGAAGGCGUUCAUCGUUAUCGCUCUGCUGUGCCUGGGAGGUGCCCAGGCCGGUCUGCUGGACGAUCUGGCCGCCGCCACCACAGCCGCCCUGGACGGCAUCCUCACCACUGCCCAGACAGCCGCGCAAGAACUGCUGGACACCUACGUGCCCGUCCUCGGCCAGGCCGCCCAGCAGCUGGUAGGAGAAGCGGUCCAAAACCUGGGAGAUUCUCUGACCGGCCUGGUCAGCGGCAAGAGGAAGCGCCAGGAGUUCCAGACUGAGAUCGGGUCGAUCAUCCACGACGGUAUCAUGGGCCUCCUCGAGCACACCACCACCGCCAUCCAGAACGUCCAGACCGCUCUGACCGGCACCAUCGACACGCUGUUCGGCACCACCACUACCGACCCCGUCGACGCUCUGGCCACCACCAAGCGUUUCCUGAUCAAGAACCAGGCCAAGGCCAAGAUGGCUAACACCAUGACCAGCCGCAAGGCGGGCCUGAAGCUGUCCCGUGACUUCUUCUCCGACCUCGCUGCCGGCGUGUCCACCAUCUUCCAGCCCGUCCUUGACUCGGCUGCUCUGGCUUUCAACCAGCUCGUCGAUGCCGCCACUGCUGUGGGUUCCCAGGUGGUCCAACAUGGCCAGACCUUCAUUGACAACGUCACCGCCACAGUCCAGCAGACCUUGGAUGCGGCCAGUGUAGCUGCCGCCCCCCUCAUCACGGAUGCACAAACUAUCAUUGGUUCCGUCACCAACCACUUCCAGGAGACCUUCGGGGCCGACACCACCGCCUAAACACGCAGGGAACACUGCAGGCACGCGGAAAGCCUGCACGGAAAAGUGUCCAGGCAAGAAUAAAUAAAAUAAACCACGAGCAAAGAUA
Messenger RNA from Branchiostoma belcheri (Belcher's lancelet), 996 nucleotides. RefSeq lists its product as uncharacterized. Bases 132 to 908 code for a protein of 258 amino acids. The record is from RefSeq and is a predicted model, not a curated record. Lineage: Eukaryota; Metazoa; Chordata; Leptocardii; Amphioxiformes; Branchiostomatidae. The transcript is spliced from 7 exons.